This is a messenger RNA of Xyrichtys novacula (pearly razorfish), 10824 nucleotides long. The record is from the annotation of a GenBank genome assembly. NCBI's taxonomy places the organism in Eukaryota, Metazoa, Chordata, Actinopteri, Labriformes, Labridae.
GUCAGUUCCUCUUCGGCUGUUGAAGUUUUGUAGUUCCUGUGUAGUUGACCUGUCAGCGUUGUAGUACAAGCUGUCACUGCUGAAUUUCUUCAGUUCGUCGCGUUGUGGUAGUUUUUCGCCAGCAACACAGCGAGAGCUGGACACACAGAACAGCGCGUACUUAACGUCGUUGCUUUGGUGAGCUAACCGACGAGAUAACGACUAAAGUCGGCUUGCAAACAAACAAGCUGAACUGCUAGCUUGCUAGCUAGCACUGUACUGUAGCUACCAGUGUGAGCUGCCUUUUGGCACUUAGCUAGCCGGGGUACUGGCAGUGCAAGGCUCGGAAGCCGCCCACUCCUGCGGAGCAGCAUUCCGGACAAUAGAGUGAAGGGUAAGUGAGCGGAAAGCUGUUUGUCUUGAGCUGAUUUAACCAGACAGUUAGCAUAUUGAUUAUAAAGCUCUUUGCCAAAGGGAUAAAGCGUCCAGCAUGGCAGGGUUUGGAAACAAAGCUGUACAUACAACUGUUGUACACACAAGUUCAGCAGCAGCAGCAGCAGCUCCGGUCGGCUGUCUUGGUCACCGGUAACUGCUGCCAUUACUUCCGACGACUUUGGAGUCUGUCCUCCUGACCUCGCCUUAGUGACUUACUGAAACUCACCUGCAGACACGGGGAACAUUUUGUGAAAUUCAGCUACAGCCUUUGGUUCUCAAAGUGUGGUCCGGGGACCAGCUGGAGGCCAAAAACGGCUUCCAGCAGGGUAUUAGCAAAUCUUUAUUAUAAGUACAGUUAAAAAUGAAAUAGUAGGGGGUUUGUUUAUCACUAUUUUGACUGUCAACCAAGCAGAAAUUUUACAUUCAAAACUGAAAUAAUUUGCUUAUUAAUCAAAAUAGUAGAAAGAAAAGAAUUGUCAUCCAUUUUGUUACCAGAUUUAUCUUUUUAAUAUUAGGCAAAAUCACAAACAUUGUCUGGUUUCAGUUUUUUUGAAGAGUGGAUUUGAGGUAUGAGACUGUUUAUAAUAAUAUAAAAUUCUUCACAAUUAUCUGUUAUUUUAAAAAAAAGAACAAUUUACCAAAACUUUUUACAUCUUUUGAGAAAUAGUCUGAACAAAGUUACAGGGAAUGUCUUAAAUCACUGUUGCAAAGUAUCUGGUUAGACCAGACUUGGCAAUAUGCUUUUGUUGCGGUCUUAUUAUAGCAGCCUUUUCCACGGAUGAUGACAAAUGCAGCUCAUGUAAAUCUUGUCUGUCAGUGUGUGAGAGCCCUGCAGGGCUUCUCACCCUUUCUGCUCAGCUGUUACCAAGAGAGAAAGAGGCAGGGAAGUUCUUGCAUAAGCGGGCAAUGCUGGAUCAGGUAUCUGUCACCACUUGUGCACUACUAUGUUUGUCACUCAUUGUACUGAGUCGCACUUUCAUAACUGAUGACGCAGCAGCACAAGUCCUGUCAAGAGUUGGCAAGAAUAAAUCACGAGAUUAAGGAGAAGCAGAGUUAGAAGUUUCCUUACAGGGCCCUCCCUUCAAUGACCUGUCAAAGGUCGCCUCAUCCUAUGUGGCGUGAUGGAAUGUGUGGAAUGGGGCAGAGCCUUAAUUCAACACAGGAACCCUUUCAUUAGGAUAUUAGCUGUUGUGGGUUUUGUUGCCACCUUUUUAACUGAUAAACUGGAUUGCAUGUUAUCAGUGUGGACGGUGUUUGGAAUAGUCCUCAUGAUCUCAGUAGUCUAUCAUUUUUACAGGUCCUAGUUUUGUUCUUCCCGGAGAAAUAAUAGGAAAACAAUAGGCCCUUCAAAAAGUCUGAUCAUUGGACCUUUUCUGGUGUAUCUCAUUCAUAACCUCAAGGUUUUUUUGUCAGAAAACUGAAUGCAUUUUGAUAAAUUAUUAUUUAACACUGGUCAUUUUCAAAAAAGAAAUGUCUAACAUAAUGUAACAGUCUGUGACCUGGUCAGAUGAAGACCUUAAAGGGAUAUUGCGGUGUAAAAUUAAUUUAGGGUCAAACACACUGUAACACAGAGUUAGACACCCCCUCGAGAGAUGAAUGUUGCCGACCGCUUGCUUCUCUAGUUUAGUAACGAGUGCAGGAUAGCAAUACACAGCGGUCUGAGGAGCCAUAAACAAACCUCAACCAAAACUCCACUCUAUAGCCACAAAUAAUGCUCAGAACAGCACCUAACUUCAUCAACAGUAUAUAUAGGGUUCCAGCUUCAGCACUAGCCACCAAACAUCUUUUUAACUUUGCCUGACUUCUUUAGCAAAGAGACCCAACACAACUCACGUACUCUCUUCCAGCAGCUGCUUGUUUGUAGAGAGACGUCAGGCCAGUCCAUUACGGACUACAGUGGGGUGACGCAGCUCAAGGAAGAACAAUUUUGAUAAUUUUUUCAAUGGAAAUACAAUCAGACUGAGACGCUAAGGCAGAAGAAAUACCAUGUGUGCGUUGCUAAAUGAUUCAUAUGGUAAUUAUUACUUCAAGGAAAUGAUAAAGAAAUGAUCAUAAAUGUUCUUCCUUGCGCUGUGUCACCCCGAUGCCGUCAAUGAUGGACUAGUCCGAGGUGUCGCUACAAAAAAGCGGCUGCUGGAAGAGAGAGCGUAAGUUGUGUUUAGUCAAAAGAAGAAAGAAAUUAGGGAAAGCUAAAAAGAUGUUUGAUGGCUAGUACUAUGGCUGGGACUCUAUAUGUACUGUUGAUGAAGUUAGGUGCUGUUCUAAGCAUUGUUUGCUGCUAUAGAGUGGCGUUUUGAUUUGUUACUAAAGUUGGUAUAACUGGAGAAGCAAGCGGUCGGCAACAUUAAUCUCUCGAUGGGGUGUCUAACUCGGUGUUACAGUGUGUUUUGAAUGAUGUUGCAAGCCCCUGUAUGUAGGACUUUAGCAUAAACACAUCUGUUCAACAGUUGAAAAAUGAUGCCUUUGUCUAUUUAUUUAUCAGUAAUUAUUGGUUUUUUUAAGCGUUGAAACAGACAUGGAAAGAUAUUUUUAUUUGACUUUAUUCUUUUUUUUCCUGAUAUUUUCUUGACAAGCAGUCGAUAGGAUGAUUGAUAAGAAAAGGAGCGAUUAAACCAGUGAUCAUAUUGGUAAAUAAAUAUUCAGCAAUUCUUAAAAGAAUGUCUCCUGCAGACACCAUUGACAUUAAAGUUGUUAAAAACCUACGUGUGCACUUUUUCUCAAAAAUCCUCACAAAGUUUGAAGUAACUUUAGGUCAUGUUGCACGUGAUGAUGUGUUAUUGCUUUAGCUCAAGACACAUCAUCAUGGUCAUUGCACAGUCACAAGAAAGUCAUCCAGCUGGCUGUUCUGCUCUAAACAAAGUCAGCUGGAGUCUGGGCGAGCAGAGUUGAACCUCCUCAAGCCAAAUGUGAUGUUAACUUAUUUUGGGGUCACACUAAAACUACAGUAAAGAAGAUAUCCCACAGGUAAAUUUUUGUAUGAUAGAGAACACGUGUUUUUGCAUCAGUGGGUGGUUCAAAGUUGAAACAAGUGGUGUGAGCAGUGAUGUCAGAUUUUGAGUUUUUUUGACUGAGUGAACAGCUGUGGUUCACAGACGUGACACACUGUUCUUUCUCUCUCUGUCACUGGGUGAAAGUUGACUGUCAUUUAUGAUGACACUUGCUGUCUUGAUUAACAGUCUCUCUGCACUGUAUGCUAUGUUGAGCAUAUGACAGUCCUGUAGUGCACAGUUCAUGGGCAGAACAUGAUACAGUGUCUGGAUUUGUGUCAGUGCGGGGCACACAAGUUCAAAUCCUGAGUGUAUUUUUAAUCAGUGUUGUCUUCAACAAAUCCAAUGAGUACAAACCACAGACAGUGUUUUUCUUUUGUACAAGCUGCUUGAGUUGCUCAGUUUGCUCAUUGUAUGAGUGCUAUCCCUACCACGUUCAGGGCCUUCGACUGACUAAGGCACAAUGACUACACGAGGUGGUAUGUUACUCACUGGACAGCACAUGAACACACACAGUGGGGUAUUGACAGAAUUGUAGAACGUAUGAAAAUAAUUUAAAACAACAAUUGAAAUAACUGACAUGAGCAAAAUUGUUUUGAUUAGAGGCCCUGAAUGUCAAAAUGCCAACUCUAAUUAGUGUGAUCUUUCUUUUGUAUCCAACUGUGAAGUCUAAUCAGUGUAUGGUGAUGUUGAAUUCAACAGUUUUUAAUUGUCUUGGCUUGUGACACAGAUGGAGGCCCAGAGCUCCAGCGGACUACUGCUGUCCAGAAAGAGGAAAAGAGAUGGCUCCAACGGCGAGACCGAGGAAGGAGAGAGGCUUGGGAAAAUCCCCAGGUGUACUGUGGUGAGUCAGUAGUUGAGUUGCCAUUGAGCAAAGGUUUGAUAAACACUUUCUUUUAGCUUAGAUCAGUGGUUCUCAAGUCCAGUCCUCGAGGCCCACUGUCCUGCAUGUUUUGGAUGUUUCCCUGCUCCAACACACCUGAUUCAGAUGAUUAGCUCGUUAUUAAGCCAUUACAAAUCUUUCCCUUUUUUGUUGGGUGUUUCAGGGAUUGAAGCACCCUGCUCCUUUCGCAGACGAGCUCGUGCCAGCUGAUGAUAAACCCUAUGAGAGAGUCAGCAUGGACGAGGCCAAGAGGGGAACACCACGUGAGUCUGACUCCUUAAAUCUCUCAGUUUGUUUUUAUCAGUAGUCAGUUUUUUUUUCUCAGCAUAUUCUAGUAUCAGGUUUCAGAUUCACUCUGUGCAGAACAAAUCUUACAUUCCUGCGUGUCUCACCUCGCCUCUCUCCGUCCAGUAGAAAGACCAGUGCGGGUGUAUGCAGAUGGUAUCUUUGAUGUUUUCCACUCAGGACACGCCCGAGCACUCAUGCAGGCUAAAUGCCUCUUCCCAAAUACACACCUCAUUGUUGGAGGUAAGUGUGGGUCCAUGGAUGUCUCUACUGGUCCUCCCCAAGGUUUCUGCCCGUUAAAAGAAAGUUUUUCCUCGCCACUGUCACUCAUGUUCGAUGAGAUGGGUCAAAUCUGUCCCAUCUUAAGGUUGGAUCUUGGUAAUUGAUCAAACAAUGAACGUGGUCUAGACCUGCUUUUUUUUUUGGAAAGUGUCUUGGGAUAACAGCUGUUGUGAUUUGGCGCUAUAUAAUUCAAUUUGAUUUGAUUGAUUCAUUGAUUUGAAACCUAAUGAUAUGGUAGACCUGUUUAAGUCACAGCAAAGACAUUUCAAACAGUAACUUCUGUUUUAUUUCUUUAUCAUUUGCAGUGUGCAGCGAUGACCUGACCCACAAAUACAAAGGCUUCACAGUAAUGAAUGAAGACGAGCGCUACGACGCCAUCAGACACUGCCGCUAUGUGGAUGAGGUGGUGCGAAACGCUCCCUGGACGUUAACGCCAGAGUUCCUCGCAAGACAUCGAGUGAGUUGAUGAAACAGAACGUUUGCAUUCAGUCCUUCACUGCUUUAUUAUUUUAGUCUGAUUAUCUUAUAAGAUAAUUCAGAUGUAUUGGUUUGAACUUUGUGUAUAUGAAUGUUGAUGUGUGUUGUGAUGACCUCUAGAUCGACUUUGUGGCUCAUGAUGACAUCCCGUACUCCUCAGCAGGCAGUGAUGAUGUGUACAAGCACAUAAAGGAGGCUGGUAAGUGACAAAGUAGUCAAGGAUGGUGGAGUUUAAAUGAUCACACAAUACAGCUUAGCUUAAACUCACAUAGGGGGUCUGUACUUUGCUGUAUAAUAGAGUAUAUUUUAAAUCAUUUUAAAAUUUAAGCUUCUUAAAAUGAGAGUGAGUAGGAGUAUGACGGAUUUAAUCCAAUCUCGUUUUCUUUUACUCGUUGUUUUUCCUCAGUAACAAAGCUGUGUUUGGUAUCCUUCCAUCUCACUGACCCACUUAACUCUUCACAGGAAUGUUUGCUCCAACCCAGCGGACAGAGGGUAUCUCCACCUCUGACAUCAUCACCCGCAUAGUCCGUGAUUACGACGUUUACGUCAGACGCAACUUACAGAGAGGAUACACAGCAAAAGAGCUCAACGUCAGCUUCAUAAAUGUACGAAACGUACCUCUGGCUUAACCCUGUGAGGGCUUCAGAAAAGCAUAAGAGUCAAGAAGUCUCAGUAACAGAUUACAAUGUAACAGUUGCAUUCUCUGUUCAGGAGAAGAAGUACCACCUGCAGGAGCGCGUGGACAAGGUGAAGAGGAAGGUGCGUGAUGUGGAGGAGAAGAGCAAAGAGUUUGUCCAGAAGGUGGAGGAGAAGAGCAUCGACCUCAUCCAGAAGUGGGAGGAGAAAUCCAGGGAGUUCAUCGGCAACUUCCUGCAGAUGUUUGGCCCUGAGGGAGCUCUGGUGAGGAAGCAGUUUUUUUUUUAAAUGACUGUUUAAUCAAGAAGAGGGACUAAGAACGCCUAUUUAUUUACACUGUGACGGCUUUAGGAAGGAAAGGAAGGCAACAUCUUUCAUACAUAUAUUUCUAUCAGUCAAUAUUCAACUGUUCAUUUUGUUCAAAGUAGAACUGAGAGAGGACAUACUGAUUUGUUUAGGGUUUGGAACAUAAAGUGAAGGACUUGGAUAGGCUCGGGUUUUAACUGUGUUCCUUCAAUAGCAACAGCUCUGUUUCUCCUCUGUGCCGGUAUGAGCCUAACCACUGACCGCCCAGAGGUCUUAAAAACAUUCCUGAACUUAAAGGUGUCCAUCACCCAAACACUGACGGUAUGCUAAUAGAAAUGACAAAGUUCUGUGAAUUCCAGUGUAACUUGUGAUCAGGUCUGCAUGCCUGCAUCAGGACAAACACACAUCAGUCAGAGAUCAGUGUUAUUAUGAUCUCUGUGUUUGUUUCAUAUUUUUGAAACGUGGUGUUAGACUUGUGGUGAUCUUGCUUAUUUUCUCCUGCCGAGUUUUAAACAAGCAGUGCGACUCCAACAGUAUCCCACUAGUUAGCGCAUCAUAUGUGAUUUUUUUAGAUGUAAAAAAAUGAAGGUCUGUAUCAAGUGUUUGUAGUUUUACUGGGGAAAUAUCAGCCUGGCCUCUCACUAGUCAGGAGCAGGGACUUCCUGGUGGCUCAAAGACCCAAUUUAAAUCUCCACCCUAAUGUCUCAGUGCUCAACCCUUGCCCCACGUGUCUCAAAGUCCAUGAAUCAGUGAGUGUUAGGAUUGGGAUUAGGCCAGUAUUACAACAUAAUUGCAAGUGAAGCAACAGCGAUGCCAGGAAGCACCUGAGAAAACCAGGGUCAAUGUUUCUCUCCUUUAUUCUGAGCUGGGCUAAUGACCUGUUGGCUCACGUAGAUUUACGGCACAAACAUCAGAGUGGUUUCUAUCACACUCAUGUUAUAUUUUGUUUUUGUCAGCUAUCUCAGACACUGAGUUGGCAAUCAUUAAAUACUCUGGAGAGCUGUUGAGUCUUCCGGUCUGUAUAAUAGGUUAGGCUGAUUACUUAAUGACUCUAUCUCAAAGCAGCUGGACGGAGUUUUCAUUUUCUGUUGAUUUUGGCGGCCACUAUGGACAAAAGCGGUAGUGUUUUAGCGUGAAUUGUCUAAAGCAGUGGUUUUCAAGUCCAGUCCUCAAGGCCCACUGUCCUGCAUGGUUUAGAUGUUUCCCUGCUCCAACACACCUGAUUCAAAUGAUCAGCUCGUUAUUAAGACAUUUCAGAGCUUGAUAACGAGCUGAUCAUUUGAAUCAGGUGUGUUGGAGCAGGGAAACAUCCAAAACAUGCAGGAUGGGGGGCCUCGAGGACUGGACUUGAGAACCACUGGUCUAAAAGACACUUAUCUGGCACGUCAGGGCUCUAGAAACUAACUUUUUUUGUGAGCAGUUUGAGGCAACUUACUUUGUAAAUGUAUUUAAAAUGGGUAGCAUGUCUGGGUCAGCCCGCCGCGGAGUUUGAGACAGACGUGGAGCAGCAGGACUACUGAGGUUAGUGACACAGAGCUGCUCUGCCUGUCUGUCUCUGGUGUGAAGGAGCUUCUUACUCGGUGGCUGCAGCUGUAGCAUGACACAGUGUCUGCAGGAGUCAUUGUUUGUGUAGGGACACUAAUAUGUGCGUUUUCAGUGCAAAAUAAAGAGAGAAAACACGCGUCGUCUCUGGUCUGAGUGCCAUAAAUAGUUUUCGUUCGUUAUCCCGACCCGACCACUGGCUCCUGUUUUCCCUGUUUUCACUAUUUAGAAAUAGCUUAUCUUCACACAGAUGGGCUCAUUCGCUGUUGCAGAUGACAGGGAGACAUCAGCAGAAACAAGAGAUUUUUCAAAUCUAGUUAAAAGUUCUGUAAAGGAAGGUUAAUAUCACCGAUAUUCCUAUCUUACUCUUUGGACAUUUUAAUUUGGUAUCACGAAUGGUCAGUUUAGAGAGAUAAAUCGUUCAGUUUUUGUUGUACAGGAUAAUCCCCUCCAGUGCCUGAGUGUCCUUUUCAUAUUAAUUCAGCUGAACUUAUAUAAUGUUAAUGCUGAAAGAUUUGAAGGUCAUCACAAACAGAUGUGACAGAGCUUUUGCUGUUCGACUUUUGGAGUCCUGUGGUCGUACAGUUGCUUUUCCAGGUAAUAUGAAAAAAUAUUAACGUCUCUGUUUUGGUCUCCCUCCACAGAAACACAUGCUGAAGGAAGGGAAAGGCCGUAUGCUGCAGGCCAUCAGCCCCAGGCAAAGCCCCAACAGUAGCCCCACCCGAGAGGAACGCUCCCCAUCCCCCACCUUCCGCCUCCCCUUCUUCACCAAGACCUCCCCACCUCCCUCCCCUCCGUCUCACCACAGCGGCGCCCGUGGAUACCUCAUCAGCGAUGACGAUGAUGAGGACGACGAAAACUAGAGGCUUCUCACCUCUUCACUCUUGUCUGAGCUGCAGUCAGUUUCAACUGAUGUCGAGGAAUGCAAUCGAGGAGCUCCUGCUUCUUUAUUCUUUAUUCUGUUGUUUAUGAUUUUACUCUGACCUUUAGCACUUCAUUUUUAUGUUCACUGUAACAAUCAGUUUCCUCACUACUUUUUGUUCUCAGCAGCCAGUUUGAUCCUUUUUUUUUGUUUCGUGUCACGGUCAGUAAAGAUUCCCACUAGUCACCUGAGUUCUUUUGAAAGUAGUUCUAUUCAUCUCAGUCACUUUUGAUGAAGAGUUUUUAGUCCCUCACCGUCGCUCGGGAAUAUGUGCGGCUUUUACACUCCGUAUUCUUAAGUGGCGUUUUAGUGAGGUAGAAGUUUCUGUUUGUGUCACUUUUUUUUUUCCGAGGCUUUCUUUAGCGGGACGGCUCACAGGUUUUUGGUCACAUGUUGAAGCAGCACAUAGAGUUUGGUGUGGGAGGUUAGCUGAAACCUCGUAGAGACACUGUUCUUUAUCCGCGAUUGCAAAGUUUUUCAGAGCAGGUUCAGGAAACUGGACUUCUUGAUGAUCUGCUCAUGUUGGGCGGUCGAUGUUCUGCUCACACUAACAAACCAAGCAACUUGUCUUUAUUUUUAACGACAGGCAACAACCUGAGCCUAAUCUGAGGGUUGAGUGUUAAACGUCUUCUAAAACAGCAGCUUCUUCCCACGUUUGUCUGCCUGCUUUGGGGCUGUACAUGUCUGUGUGUGCAUGUCAUGUAUGUGUGUGCAAGCUCUUAACGUCGGCAUGUUUCAAAUGUCUUCUGGUAACAAACACCAUCUGCUGACAGAUCUCGGUUCAGCUUUGACUAAUGGUAAUAAAAUCGCUUUUUAAGUGUUCAGUCCUCAGAGGACGAGUUUCAAACUGGAUGUGCGUUCAAGAAAGUCAUUGAAGUAUGACCCAUUUAAACGUGGAUAUAGAAAUACUUAUUCUUGUAGAUGUCCUCUUUUCUGUCUCCAGCCUCUGUACAGAAAGUGUUCUUAGUCGACUCGGUUUUAAGGUGCUUUACAGGCUGAGCACCGAGUCAACACGAGCAGGGAUAGAGGAGUUGUAGGUAUUUUUGUAGUGCAGAUUCUGCAUCACCUGGACCUGUUGAGAAAUAAUAAACAACAUCUGGAACACAUGAAGAUUACAUUAUUAAGUAUUAGGUUUUAGCAGGGACCUGAGAGCUGUUUCAAAACCCUUCUUUCUACAAGAGUGAGGCCACAAGCACAUGAAUAAGGCCUGCAGCACAAGGAUGGCACAAAUAUACAAGAUGAGCCAAUAACUUUUCCAAACAGUCAUCAGUGCAGAGGUGUGAUAGAUGAGACUACUCUGUGUGGUGUGAUGGAUUCGGUUUAUAUGCACCGUUCAGACUCCACAGCAAAGUCUUCUGUUUAUAGCUACCUCCUUCUUUCCUCUUUGUUUCAAAUAUGAGCACAAAGUUUGAGUAUUUUCCCCCUUUCUUGAACAGAGCCAUUGUUGCAGCACGGACACAAUGUCACUGGGUGAAAUAUUUGAGAUUUUCAGGCUGUUUGGGUGUGCAUCUCCGUUGAUUCAGCAUGUACUGUGUUUCCUGUAUAACCGUAACAAUUGUACCAUCACAGAUGAAAUGCAUCCCUGUCAGUGGAAUCAGGUCUUCAUUUUGUCACACAUCAGAUUUAUCUGUUGAAGGCUCAGCCUCCCAAGAGCACUUGUUUUAGCUGAUCUCAAUUUCAGACUCCUUCUGUUCUGAGUUUAAAUCUACAUUCAAGAUUGUGAGAGUACAUUUACUGCUAAAGUCAUGUCCUGCAGAAAUCCAGCCUAGAUUUUGGUGCUUAGCUACUUUUGGGAAGCCUCGCCUUGAUUCUUGUGGAAUCUCGUCCUUUUAAAUCAGUGUGAACUUCUCAUUAACAGCAUGUCCACGUGAUGAGUUUUAAUGGCAAAGACUCGGGUGGUAAACCUAUAACAGCCACUACUGCAAGAUUUAAAUGUAAACAUUUUAACAGCAAGUGUUUAAUCAUGUUUUGUUUUACCGUUUGGGGUUUAUUUUUGUUUUAUGUCCUGGAUGUAGAGGAGGAACGAGACAGGAAAAAAUGUAUUAAAACAUGUUGGCCAAAGCGUUUCUUGACCUUAUUGUGUCCUUCAA